Ruditapes philippinarum (Manila clam) is the source of this 4329-nucleotide messenger RNA. Its product is annotated as potassium voltage-gated channel unc-103-like. Bases 1 to 2769 code for a protein of 922 amino acids. Lineage: Eukaryota; Metazoa; Mollusca; Bivalvia; Venerida; Veneridae. The record is from RefSeq and is a predicted model, not a curated record. Gene Ontology annotation, biological process: potassium ion transmembrane transport; membrane repolarization during action potential. Gene Ontology annotation, cellular component: membrane. Gene Ontology annotation, molecular function: inward rectifier potassium channel activity. The transcript is spliced from 14 exons.
AUGCCACCAGUUGUGGAGACAUGCCACCAGUGUGGAGCUUAUUAUACCAACAGUAUAGGGCCAUAUGCCACCAGAGUGGAGACAUGCCACCAGUGUGGAGCUUAUUAUACCAACAGUAUAGGGCCAUAUGCCACCAGAGUGGAGACAUUGCCACCAGUGUGGAGCUUAUUUGUACCAACAGUAUUAUCACUUGGAGCCGAUGUUCUUCCAGAAUACAAGCUUCAGUCGCCACGGAUACACAAAUGUACAAUACUACACUACUCCCCGUUCAAAGCGGUGUGGGACUGGAUAAUUCUCCUAUUAGUGAUAUACACGGCUAUAUUUACCCCGUACAUGGCAGCUUUCCUGCUGAACGAAAAUCAUCGAGACAGGAACAAAAACAGAUACAAGGACCCGUUAACAAUCACAGAUCUUUUAACAACCACUUUGAUUGGACUGUUAAAAACAGCAAGAUUGUUACGGUUGGUGAGGGUUGCUAGGAAACUUGACAGAUACUCUGAAUAUGGGGCAGCCAUGUUGCUGUUGCUAAUGGCAACCUUUGCUCUCAUUGCUCAUUGGUUGGCAUGUAUAUGGUACGCUAUAGGCAAUUACGAAAGACCUCAUUUAUCUCCUCCAAAGAUUGGCUGGCUUGACGAGUUAGCCAGACAGACAGACCAGUCGUAUAUAAACGAUACAUACGGUGGACCGACAAUGAAGUCAAAAUACGUAACGGCACUCUAUUUUACGUUUAGUAGUUUAACAAGUGUGGGGUUCGGAAAUGUGUCACCUAAUACUAACUCGGAAAAGAUCUUCAGUAUACUGAUCAUGCUGAUUGGAUCUCUGAUGUACGCCAGUAUCUUUGGUAACGUUAGUGCAAUAAUACAGCGCCUUUACUCCGGGACGUCUCGGUAUCACACACAGAUGUUACGUAUUAAAGAAUUUAUACGUUUUCAUCAGAUUCCAAACCCUCUACGACAGAGAUUAGAGGAGUACUUCCAGCAUGCGUGGUCGUAUACCAACGGCAUCGAUAUGAAUAUGGUAUUAAAGAGUUUUCCAGAAUGUUUGCAGGCAGAUAUAUGUUUUCAUUUAAAUAGAACUUUACUCAGUAAUUGUUCAGCAUUCAGAGGAGCAAGUCCUGGGUGUUUAAGAGCUUUGUCAAUGAAGUUCAAAACGACCCAUGUCCCACCUGGGGACACAUUGGUACAUAGGGGGGAUAUCCUGACAGCAUUGUACUUUGUUUCCCGAGGUUCCAUAGAGAUACUCAAAGAUGAUAUAGUUGUAGCUAUACUAGCGGGACAAGAAGAUGAUACUAAAGGGAAGGAUGACGUGUUUGGAGAGAAUAUAUGUAAAUAUGACACGGUGGGUAAAUCAAGCUGUAAUGUCCGAGCACUGACAUAUUGUGAUCUUCACAAGAUACACAGAGAUGAUCUCCUCGAGAUACUUGAUAUGUAUCCCGAAUUUGCUGAACAGUUUGUGAAAAACCUUGAAGUCACCUUUGACCUUAGAGAUAAAACCUUGGCGGGCGAUGAUGAGGGGCACUUGUCGUCAUUCUGGAUAGGACGUGGAACUGAUGAAGAAGAAGCUGAGCCAAAACCUCGUAAUCUACGAAAACGUAGGGCUAAAACAAAGUCCAAUAUUGAACCUGCAGAUGAUGAAAAUGAGAACUAUCAUUUCCGGCCAAGACGUGUUCGUAGAAUGCGUCGAAGUGUCGAGCCUGGUCCGACAGUUUCAAUGUCAUUUGAGGACACAUCCGACGAGGAUUUGCGGCAGAGUGGCGUAGGAAUACUAGAAUUCUCUCCCUUGAAAGCCGGUAUGGAUGUAACUCCGGCUAAUCUCGAUUUUGGUCCCGUACAUCAUCACCACCAUCAUCAUCAUCACGGCUCGAACGAAAAUGAGAGGAAAAGAUCGACCGGGUUCUCUACAAUCACUGGUGCUUUAACAAGUGUUAAUCAACUUGUUAAUUUCUCAAGUUGUCGAGAUCCAAAUAAGGACACAGAUAAAGCCCCACUGUUACAGGAAUCUGUCACACCAGAAAUACAGCCAAAAGCUACAUCAAGUUCAAGUGUUCCAAAAUCCACGUCCAGCAUGACAUUGCCCCUAUCAACUCCCUCCAGUCAUUCCCAGUUUGAAGAUGGUGUUGUUGGAGCUCGCGUCUCGGUCCACUCAACAGAGGGUGACCACCAGGCACAAGGUUCCGGGGAUGUAGAGAAGAGAAUAGAAAUGAUGUCUAGGCAGCUGACAAGAUUAGAACAGAAGCUGAGUUCAGAUAUAACUAUGAUACUGUCUAUACUUCAACAUCAAGCUCAAUCUAACACACAAGUUGAGGAGGCAGGCCACAAGGGCGAGGCCUUACAGGGGGCGGGGUCUGAGGGCAGACCUUACUCCUACACACAGUGUAUCGAUGAAGAAGACGAGGAUUGUUGUGAUAAUUCACCCCUAGUUCAGGUAAAACCUGGCAAUGAGGGAGACAUGAGUUGUGACUCACCAUGGCAACGUAGAUCAGGUGACACCACCCCAUCUCUUGUUCCCGCCUCCACAGGGGGCAGUGCACCAUUCAGCAGCCAAUCAACAACGCCAUUCCUUAAUCUCAGCCAGUCAGAUUCCUUUUCACAAAUUGACUCCAGGUCUCCUUACAUUGACCAAUCAGAGCAAGUGAAACAAAUUAAUGUUAGCCCUUCUGAAACUCCUUUAUGUGAAGAUGACACUCAGCUAACAACGGUGUCUGAAGAUCCAACUUGUGAUGACUUUCCGCAGAGUAUAGCCUGCGAUCCUCUGUCAGAGAAAUUUUGACUUGUCUUGUGAUCACGAAAGUGAGUCGAAUGAUCCAAUCGUGACACAAGAUCUUCUCGAGGACGAGGACGUUAACUACGAUUCAGAUGACGGAUUGUUAUGUAACGAACAAAAGGAGCCUCAGUCCCAGACUAUACAGUCACAUGGUGUAUCACAUGACCAGAGACAUAGGUCACAUGACCAAUCAAGUGAUGACAGACUAUUGUCACAUGAUGAAACUGACCAAUCAGCAAACAUAUCUGUAGAAAUAGAAGGAGAAAACAUUCAUAGAACAAAAAACACGACAGUAUAGCAGUGUUGAAAUAAAAGUAGUUUAUUAAAACAGCACUAGAAUCAUGAAAUCAACACAUCAUCAGGUCUAUACUUGUUAUAAAUGUGAUCUUAGUGUGAAAUCUGUGCUCAUUAGAAAGGGAAGGCUCCCGUUUAACUGUUAAAAGUCGUGGAGUUGUAAGUUGUCCGAAACUUCCAGUCUGGCAUCAGUGUAGAAUAUAUUCAUCUUAGUUGUCAUAGAGAUCUUCAAUCCAUUUAACAUUCCCAGAUAUAUAUAAAGUAGUUAAUGUAGAGAAAAAAAGAAGUAAUUGUUAUAAUGAUUAAAAAACACAGUGACAAUGUUUUAUUUUCACCAUGAAUUUAGUUUACUUGAAGGAAAUGUUGCAUGCAUAAUCUAUAUAACUAUUAGCUCACUGAAUAUCUUAUGUCAAGGUCAUUUAAAGGAGCUCCACUGAGGUCAAAAAGACUAAAAACAUAACAUUCAAAAGUCUGACAUAGGUCAAGUGAAACACUUAAAAUGGAAAAAAAUUGUGAAGAAUAAGGAAGAAAUAUACUCAGAAUUAAAUUGAAUAUUUAUUUUUUUUGUGAAAUAUUUAGCCUGCUUUAAGUGAAAAGCACUGUUCACAUUAUGCUUUUCAUUUUUGGGUCAUUUUGCAUAAUAUAAAUUAUUAUUCUGAUGGAAGAAUGAUCUAAAAGUCUGCCAACAACAUAUUGGUCCAGACCUACAUCAAAUGUACACAAAUCUCGGAAAAAUAUUUCCAGUCCCAUCAUGUGUGAAAAAAUGUCAGUGGAGUCUACUUUAAUCAGUAGCCUGGUAAAUUUAAAUUACAUACAGACAAAUAUUUAAACUAAUUUGAUUUGUCCUUGUUCACAUUUAAGUAACAAAAUAUUACUUUGAUUAACAAAAUAUGAAAUAAUGUUAGAAUAAUGUAAUGAUGAAUUAAUUUAGAAAAAAAAAUGUUAUUGAAGUAAUUUUGUAUUUAUUCAAUUUUUGUUAAGUUUUGAUAUUUUAAUAGGAAAUGAUGUUAGUUAAUUGAUAUAAGAUUUUGUAUUUGAUUAUUGUGCACAAUUUCAGCAUUAUAGUUUAAUUUUCACAAACAAUUUGCAGCAUUAUUUUAGUCAUGUGACUAUACCGUGUGACUUUUUGUGAUCUGCAUGAAGCAGAAUAUCAAUACAAAAGACGGUCAAGAUUUUAUUUUCUGCCUUAACUUUUUCAAUCAGGGACUGUUUUUAGGGCAAAGUCAGGUAAAAAAAUUCGCCGAAAAUAUUUCCACUUCACCCUGUUUAACC